AAGUUGAAACAUUAGCCUUCUUUUUGUUCUUCUCCUACUUCCUUCAUUAUUUUCCUUUCUAUUCUCUUCUUCCAUGAGAGACUCAGUCGUCGUCAUCAUUAUGCUGCCCUCCGGCCUCCAUUCAAGUCAAAAUUGGGACCAAACGAUUCGCCUUUUUCUCUUCUUUCUGAUUCUCCAGUUAGCUUUCUUGAAAAACUUAUCAAAACUUAUAAAAUUUUUCACAAUCUUUAGAACUUUUCAAGCCACGAUCUGCAAAUCUGACUGUUGAAUCGUCACGGAACUUCAACCAUGGCUUCUCCUCACCACUUUCAACAUCUUGGCCGUUCGAAUUUCUGAAACGAUGCUUGAAUCUCAAGUACUCAAAAACCCGAAAUUGAUCUUAGGUUUUGUUUGCUCUGGACUUAUGGUUUUGUUUGUGAUGUUAAUUAUUCUCUACUUUUCCUCUCGCGCAAUGGGUCAGGGUCAAUAAUAAAAAUAAUAGCAGUUUACACCCCAUUCAUAUCCAAAUACAUAUCUAUCUAUAGUAUAAUUUUAUAAUAAUUUUUUAAUUUAGUUCUUCAAAUCAAAUUCAAAAUCAUCAAUUUCUCUAUAAUGACAACUUGUUAAAUAUUUACUAAUUGAAAAAAUUGAUGCAUGGGUUAGUUGAUUAAGGUUCUCACAAUCAAGAAUCUAUAGAAAUUUGAAGAAAAUAGCUUGAUUAUCUUUGCAAUUUGGUAUGGCCGAAUAAAGCUUUCAACAAUAGAAUUUUUCUCCUUUCUUUUGUUCUUUUAGUGGACGGUGGAAGAAGAUGAAUGUUUCUCAUCUUUCUUUCCACUUAGUUUAGUAUAUAUAGGUUAAUUAGUUUAUUAAUGAUUAUUCUAAUUUAUUACUUAAUUAAUUUCACUAAUCAAAAACAAGUCGAUAUUCAUUGUAUUUUCACUUUUCAAUUCAAUUUAAUGGUUAAAUAACCAUUUAGGUCCUUUGAAUUAUUACUGACUAGAUUUUUAAGUAUUUUUAAUUUAAAAUUUAAUAAAGAUUAAAUUUUAUAAUUUAAUCUAAGUUUUAAUUAAUUAUUUUCUUGAUUAAUUAAGUAGCAUAUCAGCGGUAAGAACCCUUCAAUAGCAGAAACAAAUAUGGGUUUGAGUAGUAUAUCAUGUCUGACAUCAUUGACCCAAUGAUUAUCAGACUAAUGUUAAUGUUUAUUAAUGGUUGGGUUUCAAUAAUUAAACUUGGAACCAGUCAUAUCACCAAAUCGGUUUCAAUAUGGAUUUCAUGAAAACAAAGAUUCAACCCCAGUUUUGCAACGCAAUAAUAUAAUAAGAACUUUAUGAUGGCGACUGCCUCUGUCUCUUUGAACAUGGAAGAACAACAAAGAAACCUAUUCUUUUUUAAUGGAAAACCAGGAAAAGUCUUUGGUCAAAGCUUGGCUUUCCAUGGUGUGUUUCGUUUUUUUACUUAAACUACUGUUAAUGGAAGAAAUUACCUGCAAUAACUGUUAAUGGCUGACUACGAUAUUAGCAAAAGAAACAUGGCGACCAUGAGAAAAUUUCCAUGUAUUUCCUUGCUUCUUUUUUCAUGCUUUUGCAUGCAGGUUUUCAAUGGAACAGUUGCAGCCACUGAUACCCUUUUCCAAGGUCAAAUCAUGACGGCCUCAGGUCUGUUAACAUCUUCUGGAAAUGCCUUUGAGUUGGGGUUCUUUUCAACUGGCUCAACUAAUCUGUAUUUGGUGAUUCGGAUGAAGAAUGUUGCAACCAAGGAUAUUGUGUGGAUUGCCAAUAGAGACCUUCCUUUCACUGGUUCAUCUAUGAUUCUCACCAUCAAUGAUGAUGGAUACCUUGUGAUUGUGAAUGGCAGAAUAAGUUAUAGGGUGAGUGAUGAUCCGUCAUCAAGCCAAAAUGUGAGUGUAACGCUGUUGGAUUCUGGGAAUUUGGUUCUAAGAGAUAGGAAUAUGGAUAUACUAUGGCAGAGCUUUGAUUACCCUUCAAACACUUUUUUGCCUGGGAUGAAGCUUGGUUACAAUAAUAAAACAGGGAAAGUUUGGUCUCUAACAUCUUGGUUGGAUGAAGAAGACCCAAAUAAUGGGGAUUUCGAGGUGAGAAUGGUAUCAAAUGAAGUGUUCCUCAUGAGGGGUACCGAAAUAUUAUGGAGUAGUGGACCUUGGAAUGGCCAUGGUUUUGACUUGAUGCCUGAAAUGAGAUUGAACUACAUCUUCAACUACAGCUUGUAUAGCGAUGAAAACGAAACAUAUUUUUCGUAUUCAUUGUAUAAUCCUGAAACUAUAACUAGAUUCAGCCUCGAUGUUGACGGACGUAUGAGAGAAUUUGCAUGGCUUGAAAAUUAUCAACAAUGGAAUUUGUUCUGGUCUCAACCAAGACAGUUUUGUAGCAUUUUAAACUCUUGUGGCUCAUUCAGUCGAUGCUUUGAGGAUACUCAGAGUUGCAAGUGCUUGCGAGGUUUUUAUCCAUCGGAGAACCGACAAGGUCACAAUGGUGGAUGUAUCAGGAGUACGCCCCUAACAUGUGGGAAUGGAGAUAAUAAAGACAGAUUCUUAGGGAUUGAUGAUGUGACCUAUCCUUUAAGUUCCAUGCAGCAAAUCAAUGCUUCAAAUCCUUUUCCAUAUUUAGGCCCUCAAAUUUCGAUCUCCGAUGAGAAUUCGUGCAAAGAAGCUUGCUUGAAUAACUGCAGUUGCAGUGCAUAUGCAUACAACACAACAGGCCAUUGCGCAAUAUGGUACGGUGACCUUAUUAAUCUUCAACAAUUAUCAUCAAAUUAUCCAACAGGACAUAAAAUCUUUGUCAAACUUGCAGCUUCCGAAUUCAACAAUGGCAAAGCCAAAUGGGACGUAUGGAUAUUUGCACUUCCUGUUGGUCUACUGGUGCUUCUUACUGCAUCCUUCUUUAUUUUUCGGUGGAGGAAGAGUCUUAAAAACAAAGGGGAGAUGGAAGAUACAAGGCGGGAUAUACUACUCUUUGAUUUGGAGAUGAGCAUCACAGCUAGUAGCAAUGAUUUUUCGGGUUCCGAAAACUCUCGAAAUAGAAGGAAGGACCCUGCAUUUCCGCUGUUUAGCUUAGCUAGCAUAUCGAUAGCUACCGAAAAUUUCUCCUUGGAGAAUAAGCUGGGAGAGGGAGGAUUUGGACCUGUUUAUAAGGGAAAACUAUUAAAUGGACAAGAAAUAGCAGUGAAAAGGCUUUCGAAACGGUCCGGACAAGGGCUGGAAGAGUUGAAAAACGAGACGAUGCUUAUAGCAAAGCUUCAACAUAGGAACCUUGUUAGACUAUUGGGUUGCUGUUUAGAACAAGGGGAAAAGAUAUUGAUCUAUGAGUUCAUGCCUAACAAAAGCCUGGAUUUAUUUCUUUUUGGAACAAACAAUGACGGGUUACUAGACUGGGGAACACGAGUUCGAAUAAUCGAGGGGAUUGCACAAGGUCUUCUGUAUCUUCACCAAUAUUCGAGAUUACGGAUCAUACAUCGAGAUCUUAAGGCAAGCAAUAUCCUGUUAGACAGUGAAAUGAACCCGAAAAUAUCAGAUUUCGGGUUGGCAAGAAUGUUUGGUGAUGACAAGUUACAAGCAAAUACUAAAAGGAUUGUAGGAACUUAUGGCUAUAUGUCGCCUGAAUACGCCAUGGAAGGCCUUUUCUCUAUUAAAUCCGAUGUGUUCAGCUUCGGUGUGCUGCUGUUGGAGAUAGUGAGUGGCAAGAAGAACACUGGCUUUUACCAUAGCAGUUCUCUUAAUCUAAUUGGACAUGCAUGGGAAUUUUGGAAAGGAGAUAAAGUUCUUGAAUUGGUGGAUCAUAGAUUGGAAGACCUAGUUUCAUAUCCCAUGCUGUACAGAUACAUUCAAGUGGCACUUCUUUGUGUUCAAGAAAUGGCUGCCGACAGACCGACAAUGUCAGAAGUUGUCUCGAUGCUUACCAAUGAACUUACAGUUCUAAAUUCUCCCAAACAGCCAGCAUUCUCUAAUUCAAAUCAGCCUUCAAGCAGGCCCGCAACACUUUCAGCGAAUCACAUAACAGUUUCUAUAAUGGAACCUCGAUAGUUUUUUCGAUCUUAGUUCGAAAGUUCUGAGAAUCCGCCAUGAUAUGUAGAUAGAGUUAAGCAAAUUGGGUGCGAGUCUGCUUAGUUCCAUGUCUUAUACAUUAGAAAGCCCUCUUUGCUAAGAAUUAUGAUUUUCGUCCAUCAUGGGAAUUUUAGUCCCGAUUGUACUCUAUUUUUUUAGUCUAAGUCCCUAUUGGGCUACAACUAAAUUUGUAGUCGUGCCCAAGUUAUACCGCUAAAUAUGGAGUUGAACUUUUUCGAGAUUAUUUUUUCAUUCGCAAAAUUCAAACUCGAUAUCUUAUUUAAAGGAUAUCAAA
This is a messenger RNA of Gossypium arboreum, 4331 nucleotides long. RefSeq names its product G-type lectin S-receptor-like serine/threonine-protein kinase B120. Gene Ontology annotation, molecular function: ATP binding; protein serine/threonine kinase activity. Gene Ontology annotation, biological process: protein phosphorylation; recognition of pollen. Bases 1478 to 4015 code for a protein of 845 amino acids. The transcript has 7 exons. The record is from RefSeq and is a predicted model, not a curated record. Lineage: Eukaryota; Viridiplantae; Streptophyta; Magnoliopsida; Malvales; Malvaceae.